CAAAUCAUCUGUUUUAAUAUUUUUUAUUUUAAACUAAAUGCGAUCAACGUUAAGCAAAAUUUUAGUAUAUUCGUAUGUUCAACACUGUAAAAAGCAAGCAAACCAAGCCGUUUCAUCGCUUCUUCAACUUUAAAGCUUUUAUUUGGUGUGCCAACGACUGCGACGUCAACGUCGCCACAGGCAGACAGAAUUGCGCCCAUACAAAGCAAAAUUAACAGCGGUGGCAGUUUAGUUCCAAUCGCCGGAUGCACGAGUUCAUUGUUGUUGACCGCUUUUGUGCCAAGGAAUCUUAAACUACCAAUACGGCAUUAUUUUGGUCCGCCGUUUGCAAAAAUAGAAGCGCCACCCUUUGGUUAACAGGCAACAACUCAAGGUCACCACUUAAGCCAACACCGACGCGUAUCGUACUCAGUAUGGCGUAUCACAAGCCGGAAGCCAAGACUGUUCAGGAUUUGAAAGAUAUUGCGCACAAGUUGCGUAUUGAUUCCAUCAACUCAACCCAGGCCUCCAAAUCGGGUCACCCAACAUCAUGCAGUUCUCUUGCCGAGAUCAUGUCCGUGCUGUUCUUCCAGCAGAUGCGUUUGAACAUGAAGCAUCCCCGUGAUCCCUCCAGCGAUCGUCUGAUCCUGUCCAAGGGUCAUGCGGCCCCCAUUUUGUAUGCCGCCUGGGCAGAGGCGGGCUUGUUUCCCGUGGACGAGCUGAAGAACUUGCGCAAGAUCGACAGCGAUCUGGAGGGUCAUCCGACGCCGCGUCUGAAUUUCAUAGAUGUCGGCACCGGAUCUCUAGGCCAGGGCGUCGCCGUGGGCGCUGGCAUGGCGUAUGUGGGCAAAAAUUUCGAUAAGGCCGACUAUCGCACCUAUGUGAUUGUGGGCGAUGGCGAAUCCGCCGAGGGCUCCGUCUGGGAGUCGCUGCACUUUGCCGCCCACUAUGGCCUGGACAAUCUGUGCGUGAUCUUUGAUGUGAACAGGCUGGGCCAGUCGGAGCCCACCUCGCUGCAGCACAAAAUGGAUGUCUACCGGGAUCGUUUGGAGGCGUUCGGCUUCAAUGCGCUCGUCGUGGAUGGCCACGAUAUCGAGGAGCUGUGCAAGGCGCUGCACUGUGCGGCAAGCACGAAGAGCAAGCCCACGGCCAUCAUUGCCAAGACGUUCAAGGGCAAGGACUUUCCGGACAUUGAGGAUCUGGACAACUGGCAUGGCAAGCCUUUGGGCGACAAGGCGCCCGCCGUCAUCAAGCAUCUGCAGAGCCAGAUUGUCAAUCCGAACGUCAAGCUGACGCCCAAAAAAAUGUGCAAAUCGGGCCAGGCGCCCGAAGUGGACAUCAAUAAUAUUAAGCUGUGCGCACCCCCCAACUACAAGCUGGGCGAUGCGGUGGCCACACGCCUGGCCUACGGCACAGCGCUGGCCAAGAUUGGCGCCGACAACGAUCGUGUGAUUGCCCUCGAUGGCGAUACCAAGAACUCUACGUUCUCCGAUAAGCUGCGCAAUGCCUAUCCAGAACGUUAUAUCGAAUGCUUCAUUGCCGAACAGAAUCUGGUGGGCGUGGCCAUUGGUGCCGCCUGCCGUCGCCGUACCGUGGCCUUUGCCUCAACGUUUGCCACGUUCUUUACGCGCGCUUUCGAUCAGAUACGCAUGGGCGCCAUCUCGCAGACGAACGUGAACUUUGUGGGAUCCCACUGUGGCUGCAGCAUUGGCGAGGACGGUCCCUCACAGAUGGGCCUGGAGGAUAUUGCCUUGUUCCGCACUAUUCCCGGCAGCACCGUCUUCUAUCCCUCGGAUGCGGUGAGCACCGAGCGUGCCGUUGAGCUGGCCGCCAAUACAAAGGGCGUGUGCUUUAUACGUACCUCGCGUCCCAAUACGUGCGUCAUCUACAACAACGAUGAGAACUUUGUCGUUGGACGCGGCAAGGUGGUGCGCCAAAAGCCCUCCGAUGAGGUGCUGCUCAUUGGAGCCGGCAUCACACUGUACGAGUGCCUGUCCGCCGCCGAGCAGUUGGAGAAGGAGUGCAUCACGGCGCGUGUCAUCGAUCCCUUCACGGUGAAGCCACUCGACGUGGAGCUGAUUUUGGAGCAUGGGAAGCAGUGCGGCGGCCGUGUGGUUGUCGUCGAAGAUCAUUACCAGCAAGGCGGUCUGGGCGAGGCUGUGCUCAGCGCUCUCGCCGAGCAUCGCAAUUUCGUGGUGAAGCAUCUGUUUGUGCCCACGGUGCCACGCUCUGGACCACCGGCCGUUCUGAUCGACAUGUUCGGCAUCUCUGCUCGAAAUAUUGUAUGUGCCGUCAAUAACAUCGUCAAGAAGUGAGCAAUGGGACCUUCAAACCGGCAGCUCUAUAUAUGCACACUAAUUUCCAUUUUCCGCUAUGUUAAAAUACGAAUUUUUUAUUAAAUUUACAGUAAAUUCUAUACGGUCCAAGUA
This is a messenger RNA of Drosophila novamexicana, 2408 nucleotides long. Its product is annotated as transketolase-like protein 2. The coding region runs from base 414 to 2294 and encodes 626 amino acids. The record is from RefSeq and is a predicted model, not a curated record. The transcript has 4 exons. Gene Ontology annotation, molecular function: thiamine pyrophosphate binding; transketolase activity. NCBI's taxonomy places the organism in Eukaryota, Metazoa, Arthropoda, Insecta, Diptera, Drosophilidae.